AGAUCUACGAAACCACGUUUACAGAAGUCAUUGACGAUCAACGAACGAAUUUUUCUUGGUCCAAAAUUUCAACUCGCUUUCUCUGUUCUUCUUCUUCUUCUUCCUAGAUUUCUCUUGCACUCCAAGAAUCUCUGCCUUCACUCUUGGCGACUUCUCAUAGAUCUCUCUCAAUCGCUCUCAGUUCAUCUUCAACGAUCGUCUCUUCAAUCCAAUCCCCUUUUCGAUUGGCAGCCAUUGUUUCGGAGAAUGAGCAAAGUUUCCAUUAUCAUAUACAUUACAGUAGCCUUACUUCUUCUCCUACUCGUUUCCCAUUCCCCCAAGAAAACCCCAAAUCACCGCCACCGCCGCCUCAAGCUUCGCUCCAAUUUCACUUUUGCCCCCUCGCAUCAGCACCGCGAGGCUAUCCCAUUCGACCCUCUCGUCGCCGACAUUGAGCGCCGCCGUGAGGACCGGCAAUGGGAGAAGCAAUAUGUGGAACAUCACCAUCCUGAGGUGGCCGCCCAUUUGACGGAACCGGCCCCUGGUGAAGAGUCGCAGCCCGAGUGGGAGGACUUCGCGGAUGCUGAGGAUUAUCUCAAUGAUGAUAAUAGGUUCAAUGUGACUGAUCGGCUGUCGUUGCUGUUUCCGAAGAUUGAUGUUCAUCCAGCUGAUGGGUUUGUCGAUGUGGAUGAGUUGACUGAGUGGAAUCUGCAGCAGGCUGAGAGGGAAACUUUGCAUAGGACUCAGAGGGAGAUGGAGACGCACGAUAAGAAUCAUGAUGGGCUUGUUUCGUUUUCGGAGUACGAGCCUCCCAGCUGGAUUCGAAAUUCAGAUAAUAGUUCCUUUGGCUACGAUAUGGGUUGGUGGAAACUUGGACAUUUUAACGCGUCCGAUGCUGAUGGAGAUGGUUUUUUGAAUUUGACUGAGUUCAAUGACUUUCUGCACCCUGCUGACACCAAGAACCCAAAGCUACUUCAUUGGCUGUGUGAGGAAGAAAUACGGGAGAGAGAUUCAGACAAGGAUGGGAAGAUUAACUUCAAUGAGUUUUUCCAUGGACUCUUUGACUUGGUGAGAAAUUAUGAUGAGAAUCACCACUCUUCACAUGAGUCAGAUGAUCCGAGGGAUGGCCCUGCUAGGAAUUUGUUUGCGGUGCUAGACAAAGAUAAUGACGGGCACCUGUCCGAUGAAGAGCUGUUACCUAUAAUUGGAAAAAUCCACCCAUCAGAGCAUUACUAUGCGAAACAGCAAGCAGAAUAUAUCGUACAGCAGGCGGAUGCAGACAAAGAUGGACGUCUCACCUUGGCAGAGAUGAUCGAUCAUCCAUACGUAUUUUACAGUGCCAUUUUCAAUGAAGAUGAAGAAGACGACUAUGAUUUCCACGAUGAGUUUCGUUAAGUUCUUUCAAGUAUGGACACCUCCCUCUAUCCAUCAAACUUCAGCAGAGACUAGACCAGGCUUGAUUUUCUUGUCGCGAUGGUUGCCGUUGCAGGAAUAUAAUUGAUCGGUUAGCGGUAGGAGAAAACGAAGUUGUCACUCCCCGGAAUUAGGAUACAGAGUAUGAAGCUUUAGUCAACAACUUUGAGGAGAGCUUUGGCAAUUGAAAUGGUGGUCAGAACUGGUUUGAUCUCUCCUUCAGCCAUGUCUGCCCCAUCUGGUUAUCCUCAUUUUGUAGAAUAUGAAACACCACCAUUUUAGAAGAUGAUGAUCCACUCCUUAGAUCAUAGACAUAUUUAUUUAAUUUAGUUACAAAAUAUUUGUUAAAUUUGGUGUUAUUUGUGUAUUUAUUUAUCCAGCACAAUCAUUUAAUUUUUAUUUGUUUCUGAUAACUGUUCUUGGAUAGAAACUUAUCAUUGAUUCAAUAAUUAAAUUUCCCCCCUUUUUAA
Molecule: messenger RNA, 1862 nt
Organism: Momordica charantia (bitter melon)
Lineage: Eukaryota; Viridiplantae; Streptophyta; Magnoliopsida; Cucurbitales; Cucurbitaceae
Cellular component (GO): endoplasmic reticulum
Molecular function (GO): calcium ion binding
Source: RefSeq, a predicted model, not a curated record